AUGGUGGCACCACCACCUCUCACCACCGUGCUACCUACCGAACUCGCAGUUGAGACCACCGCACUGGCCACCGCCGCCGAACAUGGUGGAACCUCCCAUCAAGGUGGGCUCGUUACCACCACUGACUUAGACCUGGUCUUGGAGCAACUUCAAGCAUUCCCUCCAUUGUCUCCACGCUCGACGCACGCUCCUGCAUACACCUCCAAUGAAACCCUAGCCCAUGUGCAUUUGGGCUCCACACACUUCUCUCCUCCCAAUCCACGAAGUCAAGCAGAUCUUAAUAUGAGAGUUGACCAGUUAGCUUAG
Messenger RNA from Prunus armeniaca (apricot), 306 nucleotides. NCBI's taxonomy places the organism in Eukaryota, Viridiplantae, Streptophyta, Magnoliopsida, Rosales, Rosaceae. The record is from the annotation of a GenBank genome assembly.